Linum trigynum is the source of this 732-nucleotide messenger RNA. NCBI's taxonomy places the organism in Eukaryota, Viridiplantae, Streptophyta, Magnoliopsida, Malpighiales, Linaceae. The record is from the annotation of a GenBank genome assembly.
AUGGCGGCUUCUCGGAACUUGUUGAAGAUGGGGCGGCUCCUUUCUGCCCUUUCCCAUGGUCGUUAUACCAGCAGCGGCGGCGGCGGCGCCUUUCUCCCCGGCCGAGAAGCUGGUGGUCAGCUCCUUCCCUCUGCUGGUUCAAUAUUCACCAGGAGUGAUUACUGUCGAAGACGGCUUCAAACACAAAGCAGCAUAGACAGUCACUCCAAGGAUGGUCCUUCUUCAGAUGUUACAACUUCUUCGCAUCCAGAAAUCAACUCAGCUAGUACUUCUCCCACUAUCAACUCAGCUAGUACUCCUCCCACUGGAGAACCGAAAAAAUUGAGCGUAGCAGCUUCCGACCCGCCAGAAGUGUCUGCCACGUCCAAGUUGAAGGUUUCGGCAAGGCACGAUCUGGCCAUGAUGUUCACUUGCAGUGUCUGCGAGACGAGAUCAUUCAAGACGCUUUCUAGGGAGUCGUACGAGAAAGGCGUGGUGGUGGCACGAUGUGGAGGGUGUGACAACCUUCACCUCAUUGCGGAUCGUCUUGGGUGGUUUGGAGAGCCUGGAAGCGUGGAGGAGUUCUUGGCUGCUCGCGGUGAGGAAGUGAAGAAGGGCUCUGCCGACACUCUCGGUCUAACUCUGGAGGAUUUAGCUGGGAAGAAGACCUCUGUGGAGGACAAGACUGACGAUUCCAAAGAAGACGAGAAAGAAGAAAGCACACAGAAACUUUCAGAGACGCCAACAUUGUAA